Messenger RNA from Eleginops maclovinus (Patagonian blennie), 1980 nucleotides. RefSeq names its product troponin I, slow skeletal muscle-like. Gene Ontology annotation, cellular component: troponin complex. The transcript is spliced from 7 exons. Bases 220 to 750 code for a protein of 176 amino acids. Gene Ontology annotation, biological process: cardiac muscle contraction; skeletal muscle contraction. Lineage: Eukaryota; Metazoa; Chordata; Actinopteri; Perciformes; Eleginopidae. The record is from RefSeq and is a predicted model, not a curated record.
UCUGAUAUUGUGGGGAUGCUAUGUGCAACAGUAAAUGCCACUCUUGGUGGACAGAGAGGAGUCUAUUUUUGUGGGCCAUUCACACUAUGCAAUGACACUAUAAAUCUGAUUUCUGGAAGUCUAGAAGUCCAUUGCUGCCUCCCUCACACACACUUUUCUUCCGUGUGGUGGCUUAAGGAGUUGUUUCAGCUUCACUAAGUGCGGUAAAUAAAGACAAUCAUGUCCGAAAAACACAAAUCAAAGAUCUCCUCCUCUCGAAGGCUGGGGCUGAAGCUUAGACUUCUGGCAGUGGCAGCUCAGAUGCUGCAAGAUGAGAAGGAGCAGAAGCAGAAGGAGAGAGAAGUGACUCUGGCAGAAAGAGUUCCUCUUCUUAACAUGUCUGGUCUGUCUCUGCAAGAGCUUCAGGAUAUUUGCAGGGACCUGCACCACAAAAUCGAUGUUGUAGAUGAGGAGUGGUACGAUAUCGGUCUCAAGGUGUCCAAAAAUGAGAAAGAGAUUGAAAACUUGAACCUGAAGAUCACUGAGAUCCAGAGUAAGUUCAAGAAGCCGACCCUGAAGAGAGUGAAGAUCUCAGCUGAAGCCAUGCUGAGCGUUCUGCUGGGCUCCAAACACAAGGAGUCCAUCGACUUCAAGGCCAACCUCAAAACGGUCAAGAAGGAGGAGGAAAAGAAGGAGGAGGUGACUGACUGGCGUAAGAACGUGGAGGCCAUGUCCGGCAUGGAGGGCAGGAAGAAGCUGUUUGACGCCUAAAGAAACAUUGGCUUUUGUUAAAGAGAUCUCCUCUCGUAAAGGUCUGAUUCUUUGGACAACGAUACAGUAUUUGCCGAUAUUACAAAGUUUAAGAUUUUAGUACAAUUCAGGGGCCUGCAAUCCAUAGUUAUCAUGAAGUUAUCAUGUUCAUGCAACGUCCAUUUAAAUCAACGAUACAGUUACAAAAAGCAAUUCAAUUCAAUUAAUGAUUUAACAAUAGUAUUACUGGUCUUUGAAGGAAGGAUAGAAAUGGUAAUGGUAUGGGAAUUUCAAAAAGGAGUAUCUUAAUGAUGAUACAUAUCGGUGUUUUUACUUGCAUCAAUAUUAGAUAAUAAGCAUUAAAUGGAUUGACGGAUGUUACAGCUCUUUUCGUUUUAAUAAAUGCUUAACUUUGCUGGUUGUCUUACUUUAUUAUAUUGAUUCAGGAAUUAGGAGUUGGACAACAACCGUCACAACUAGGAUUGAUUUGCUUGUUAUAAUAUUAAAGUAAUACAGGAGAGAAACAGGUAUAGUUUAUUGAAAGUAUAUUUUAAAUAGAGGAUUUAAGGAAUACUAAAACUGAUUUCUUAGUCACUUUGAGCUUUUUAUUGGAGAUGUGACCGUAUAAUAUAUAGAAUAGAGUGUAGAGUAUUUAGAAUAGAAAGCCUUAAAUGUCAGUGUGCAAAAAUGAACAAUGAGAUUUGGAGUGCAACCCUGUCGCAAGUGCAGACAAAUGAUACAAACAAGCCAGUAGGACGGACGAACUUAAACCACCAAACAGGGGGGAAUUAAUAGUUAAGAACAACGGCGUAAAAAGCUAUAAAGUGCAUUAAAGGAUUAAAAUAAAAUAUCAAAUGUAUAUGAGUUAAGCAUUUCAAAGAGUAUUGCACUUAAGUCUGCAGGUUUAACAGCCUGCUGGCUUAGGGGUAGAAACUGUAGUCCUCUCUGCAGCCAUGUGAUGGCAGCAGAACUCUUUUAAACCUCAGACACUUGUAGAGCUACAGGAUCAUAUAUUCACUGUGGAGAGAAAUUGUUUGUCCCACAUCAAUAAACAACUGCUAGUUUGUUAUCUGCUGUGACACAUUUAUAUCAAGCUUGUCCGACAUUCAAAAUGUAUCGCCCAUUAAAGCCUUAAGAUGAAACGGUAUGAUUGCAGUCUUUGUUUAUGUCGUUGGAGUGGGCACGUUAUCUUAAUGUUAGUUUAAGUACUUGAUACAAACAUGAAACCAGCAAUAAAUAAAAAUAAAUCAA